Messenger RNA from Haliotis rufescens (red abalone), 3439 nucleotides. RefSeq lists its product as uncharacterized. The record is from RefSeq and is a predicted model, not a curated record. Gene Ontology annotation, cellular component: membrane. The transcript is spliced from 2 exons. Gene Ontology annotation, molecular function: G protein-coupled receptor activity. Gene Ontology annotation, biological process: cell surface receptor signaling pathway; G protein-coupled receptor signaling pathway. The coding region runs from base 15 to 2753 and encodes 912 amino acids. NCBI's taxonomy places the organism in Eukaryota, Metazoa, Mollusca, Gastropoda, Lepetellida, Haliotidae.
CAGCCUGGACAACAAUGGCGCUGAAGAUGCUGCUGAACAUACUUCAACUGUGGAUACUUAUGUGCCCCUCUGUAAGAGCUGGUGAUUCAAGCGUCAACGAAAACAUAACCUCACUUAUCCUGAGAUACGAAGAAAUGUAUUGUGGAUCAAGCUGCCUCGAAACAACAACACCCCGCUCUGAAGAUUCCCCGAACUCUAUUCCAGCAAGAGCAUUUCUACCUUCUCCAAAUGACACACUUGCACCUCCCCCUGACUAUUUGUGCAGCACUUGCUUUUGUGAUUCCGAGUGCAGACGCUUUGGUGACUGUUGUUCCGAUCUGUAUAUUGGUAAGGGAGACUUUGAGUUUCAGUGUGAGGAGAUCAUUUCGGCAACAGGUACAUCAAUAUCAUUAUUUGUAGUGACAAAAUGUUCGCCACGCGAUGAAAAGUACUCGGAGGAACUUUCCAGCAAAUGCAAUACCCACAGCAGACUAAACUACGACGAAGAAGUGUUGGUUUCUUCUGGGAGGGAAAAUCGGACAUCACUAACGUUUCGAAAUAAAUAUUGUGCACGGUGUCACGGAUAUGAAGACUUUCAACCAUGGACUGUUGAUAUAUCAUGUAAAGAUUUACCAGAUGAGAUAAGCGACAUUUCCGAUCCAGCUGAUAUCUUUACAAGGCUCCAGAAAUCUCAAGUUUGCAAGGUUGGUCAAAAGAAACCCAAAGACAUUUCAACUCGGUCAUGUUCAGCGCAGUCUCUGGUAUCAGAUUGCAAUGUUACAGGAGCCUGGCAAGAUUCUGAUUCUGAUAUUGAAGCUGCAUGUCACGCUUAUACUCAUGUCUUCAUCGGCCAAUACAGGAAUGUAUUCUGCUAUAUUUGUAACGAGAACGAAAAUAUGCAAUUUGAGUUCUAUCUUGGUGGAGGCUCUCUUCAAAUAGUUUCGUUGACGGGAAUACUGCAGUUUGAGGAAGACCAAGCUGAAAGAACAACGCCUAGGACUAAAUGUCCGAGGGAAGAAUAUGAUGACAUAUUUACAGACCGAUGUCUCAAGAUCCUGUGUCCACCAUUCUACCAGCUACACAAGAGAGAAUGCACAUUUCCAACGGGCCUGCUCGACCGUCCUUUUACUCUGCAGUAUUUUGUCCAGUUACACCUCAUUCCUAUGCACGGUGAUUAUCUACACCUAAGAAAUGACACAUUGAACCCGUUGCCUGGGGAACUUCAGAAUUACUACAGAUUGCAAGGUACGCUGAACGGCUGGCAUCUUCACAAGUUAGUUGUCAGAUUGUACUGGGAGAACUCAUCGCUUGUCCAUGGAGCAAAGACCGAAGACGUUCUUCAUCAUACGACAAAUGAUGAAGUUGUCUGUGACGACGGUCGUCAUGGGAACAUAUCACACCCAGAUGAACAGUACAUCAUCUCCAGGAUAGACAUUGAUCUCUACGCAUCCUAUUCAAGGGAAGACUAUGCUAAUUUCUUUGAAAGCUUCUCAAAUCUGCUUUUUGAAGAAUUUUCUAUUUCUGUUGAGGGUAGUAAUAUCACUUACCGUUCUGUAUAUGAGUCAAUGCUACCACAGACACGCCAUACUACAAUUCCCACUCAGUUUUUGUUUCAGGAUGCAGAUGAUUUUAAUUUUUCUAGACCCUUCUCACCUAAGUACGUGAAGCGAAACUGUGCACAGGUGUUGUAUCCUCAAUCAAAUUACACUCUCUUUUCAAACAACAGUGUUAUGCUUGAAGACAGUAAUAUUUUUAUAUCAGGGGACAAUUAUACUCUUACUGAAGAGUUAGGUAUUUUGGUAUGUCUCUCUACAGUUGAAGAUCUAAGGAGGAGAUACGAAGAACGCAUGGGGGAAAAGCGAUCAACUGCUGAGCAAGGAUAUGACAUUCUUACCAUUCUAACAGUUAUCUCUUUAGUCUUUAGCAUGUUCUUCUUGUCCUUAUCAUUUCUUGUUUACGUCAUGCUGUCAGCGUUACGAACCUUGCCAGGUUGCAACCUCAUGUUUUUGAUGAGUUCUCUUUUCCUCGCACAGGGACUAUUUCUUUUCGGCGCAGGCGCAAUUGAGAAUCGCGUCGUAUGCAAGAUAAUGGGCGUACUGAUACACUAUUUUUGGAUGGUCACAUUUGCGUGGAUGAAUGUCUGCACAUUUCACGUUUUUCGUGUUUUUCGCAACAUUUUGUCAUCGGUUAAACUAUCAGACGAUAAAAGAAUCAUCUUAUUGAAAUAUGGUGUAUUUUCCUACUUGACCCCAGCUGUUAUUGUUGCCAUAACCAUUGUUGCGAAUUAUUUCCUAUCUCGUAAGUCCACCAUCGGGUACAGUGACAGCCAUGCAAAUUGUUUCCUCAAUCCUGGCCUCAUCACUCUGGUUGCGUUCGGUAUCCCAACCGUUUUUACCGUCGUCUGUACGGGGGCGUUCUUCGUAUGCACAGUCGCAGCUCUUAGACGGGCGUCAGCUGAUCGUGCCCGGGUGGGAAAGAAAGAAACAAAGGUCAUUCUUAAUUUGGUAAAGUUAUCCUCUGCCACCGGUCUCUCGUGGGUGUUUGGCCUCUUGGGCUCAUUAUUUUCAGUUGAAGCAUUUCAAUACGUAUUUGUGAUCCUAGCAGCGGGACAAGGUGUCCUCAUCUUCCUGAGCUUUGUGUUAAACAAGCGUGUUUAUAAAAUGAUGCUUCGUCGUUGUUGUCCAAAACAGCGAGUAGAACGGCAGAGGCCAACUUCAUACACUAUUUCUGGGACAUCGAAAGUCUCGUCAGAUUCAAUCGUCACAUCAGUGUAAUGCGUGAUAAGUCAUACGGUACACACGCUGAGUCCAUUCGCGGCCAUUGCUUUGUUUGAACCGUAUUCGAAACCCCCGCAGCUAAAGAUAGCCUUCCAAUAAGAUUUCAGUCAUGAUCGAGAGAAAUCCUGUGCAAAGUAAGUGAUAAGAGAGAUACAGACGGUGACGUCACUUCCGAAACGAAGCUUUCGUGGCGAAUGGGGUCCUGGGUAUUCAUAACAUAAAAGGACAUAAUGCCUGGAUAAUCGAGGGUCUAUUGUUCGAGUCAGUGAGUUGGUGUUGACGUCGCUUUGAACAGUACUCCAGUUAUAUCACGGCGUGUCAGCUUAAUGUGGGAGGAAAGCCCGAAGUGAAGCAGAUCUCAGACGUUUACCACUUUGGUGAACCCUACGAGCUUGGGUAUUGUGCUGAGAAACCUAGAAACAAAACCGGGUUGAACAGGGAUUCGAACCCACGAUCAUAAGUUCCUUGCGUGCACAAGCACGGCGAAUUGCGGCGCCUUACGCGACUGGGCCACCUGUGCCCACUAUGUUGGGACGAAAACCCUUUAGAUAACUUCAUUACUUCACUUAUGUUUCCAUUCUGUAGUGUGUAUUUCACACAUUUAUUGGUUAGCAUGUUGAUAUCAUCAGUUUGAUGUAGGUAGAGAGGCGUGUGUGUGUCCGAGGCCUCUCUUGUUUAUCACC